Molecule: messenger RNA, 879 nt
Organism: Lolium rigidum
Lineage: Eukaryota; Viridiplantae; Streptophyta; Magnoliopsida; Poales; Poaceae
Product: probable methyltransferase At1g27930
Exons: 1
Coding region: 1-879 (292 amino acids)
Biological process (GO): xylan biosynthetic process
Source: RefSeq, a predicted model, not a curated record
AUGAAGCCCCCGAGCCGCUUCGUCACCGUCGCCGGAGCCGCGCUGCUCGUGUCCACGACGCUGCUGGUCGCCACCCUCCUCAGAUCGCCGCUGCCGCUGCUGCCAUUGCUCCCGUGCCUGCCCGCCGUCACAGCGCCCUCGGGCGCCGGGUACGAGCCUGCGGGCCUGGCCGCGCUCGCCGACGCCUUAGUCUACUACGCCACGACGGAGACGGUGCCGCAGCAGUCGCGCGCGGAGAUCGCGCUGUCGCUGGCCGUGCUCCGCCGCCGCGCGCCGAUGCGGCUGCUGGUGUUCGGCCUGGGCCACGACUCGCCGCUCUGGCACGCGCUCAACCCCGGCGGCGUCACCGUGUUCCUGGAGGAGGACCCGGAGUGGUACAAGGUGGUCCGCACGCGGUCGCCGCAGCUGCGCGCGCACCUCGUCAAGUACCGCACCCGGCUCGACCGCGCCGACCUCCUCCUCGACACCUACAGGGGGUUCCCCUCCUGCGUCCCCGGCGCCGAGGCCGGCGAGCCGGCCGUCCGCGGCAACGCGGCGUGCCCGCUGGCGCUGCACGACCUGCCGGCGGAGGUGUACGAGAACGAGUGGGACAUGCUCAUGCUGGACGCCCCCAAGGGGUACUUCGCGUCCGCGCCGGGCAGAAUGGCGGCGGUGUGGACGGCGGCGGCCAUGGCGCGGGCGAGGAAAGGCGAGGGGGACACCGACGUGUUCCUGCACGACGUGGACCGCAAGGUGGAGAAGGCGUACGCCGAGGAGUUCCUCUGCGACGGGUUCCGAGUGGGAUCGGCGGGGCGGCUCUGGCAUUACAGCAUCCCGCCGGUGGCGCGGCGGGAGAACUCGACGGCGACGGCCGGCGGCGAGGAGAAGCCGUUUUGCUGA